This is a messenger RNA of Chaetura pelagica (chimney swift), 537 nucleotides long. It is a transcript of the gene CRYGS, whose product is annotated as crystallin, gamma S. Lineage: Eukaryota; Metazoa; Chordata; Aves; Apodiformes; Apodidae. Gene Ontology annotation, biological process: visual perception; lens development in camera-type eye. The transcript has 3 exons. Bases 1 to 537 code for a protein of 178 amino acids. Gene Ontology annotation, molecular function: structural constituent of eye lens. The record is from RefSeq and is a predicted model, not a curated record.
AUGUCCAGAGCUGGGACCAAGGUCACCUUCUACGAAGACAAGAACUUCCUGGGCCGUUGCUAUGAGUGUGAUGGGGACUGCCCUGAUUUCCACACCUACCUGAGUCGCUGCAACUCCAUCCGGGUGGAUGGAGGCACCUGGGUGGCCUAUGAGAGGCCCAACUAUUCCGGGAACAUGUACGUGCUGAGCCACGGGGAAUACCCCGACUACCACCACUGGAUGGGCCUCAACGACCGCCUCAGCUCCUGCAAAGCCGUCCAGAUUCCAGGUGGAAGCCGGGGCCACAUCCAGGUGUUUGAGAAGGGCGACUUCGGCGGCAAGAUGUUCGAAGCCACCGAAGACUGCCCUUCGGUCAUGGAGGAGUGGCACAUGCGUGAGAUCCAUGCCUGCAGGGUGCUGGAAGGGGUCUGGGUUUUCUACGAGCACCCCAAUUACCGGGGCAGGCAGUACCUGCUGCCCAAGGGCGAGUACCGCAAACCCGUGGAGUGGGGAGCGGCCAGUCCCGCCGUCCAGUCCUUCCGCAGCAUCGCCGAGUGA